UGACCAGCAGAGUAUAAAGACAGAGACAGUUCGCAGCAGAUCAACAACAUCGAUCAGGGGGACAUCAAAAAAGCCGGUGGGACUGCAGACUGCCAGUGAAACGGACCGUGUUCAGAGCCGCGGCAGAGCUGCGGUCGUCCACAGGAAGCUAACUCUGUUUAGCCGCUCAGCUUCGAAAGCACAAACAAGCUAACAGCGUCUGUCAGCUGUCAAUAAACAGCCAUGGCAAUCAAUAAAGCCAAAGUCGCUGUAGGUUUCAUAGUUGCCGGUGUCCUGACCGUCUUUUUCGGGACGGUUCUGACGUUUGUGGGACCGAUAAUCAUCGACGACCAGAUAGUGAAGAACACCGUGAUCGACCCCAAGAAUGAGAUGUCCUACACCAUGUGGAAGGACGUCCCCGUGCCCUUCUUCAUGUCCGUCUACUUCUUCCACGUCCUCAACCCGAAGGAGAUCCUGAAGGGCGAGAAGCCCAUGUUGGAGCAGAGGGGUCCCUACGUGUACAGGAAGACCAUCCGGAAGGACAACAUCACGUUUCAUUCCAACUUCACCGUGUCCUACAGGGAAUACAGACAAUACCACUUUGAGCCGACCAUGUCUGCCGGGAGCGAGUCCGACGUCAUCAUGAUUCCCAACAUGUUGGUGCUGGGUGCGGCAGUGAUGUUGGAGAAGCUACCCUACCUUACGCGUAUAUUGAUCAGUACCACCUUCAAGACUUUCGAGGAGGGGCCCUUCCUGAACAAGACAGUGAAGGAGCUCAUGUGGGGUUAUGACAGCAAACUGGUUGAUUUCCUCAAUAAGUACUUGCCCGGCAUGCUGCCCACCACCGGAAAGUUCGGCCUCUUUUCUGAAUUCAACAACUCCAACACCGGCCUGUUCACCAUCAACACCGGUCAAGACGACAUCAGGAAAGUCCACAAAGUCGACUCCUGGAACGGCCUGACGGAGCUGAGCUACUGGCGCACCCCUGAGUGUAACAUGAUCAACGGAACAGCUGGACAGAUGUGGCCUCCGUUCAUGACCAGAGAGAGCACUUUACCUUUCUACAGUCCCGACGCCUGCAGAUCUAUGGAGCUCGUUUACCAGCGUGACGGUGUGAUGAACGGCAUCCCUCUGUACCGAUACGUUGCGCCCAAGACGCUGUUCGCCAACGGGACAGACUACUCCCCCAAUGAAGGCUUCUGCCCCUGCAGACAGUCCGGCCUGCUGAACGUCAGCACCUGCCGACACGACUCUCCCUGCUUCAUCUCCCAUCCUCACUUCUUCAAUGCCGAUCCGGUGCUGCUGGACUACGUACAGGGUCUUAAUCCGAACGAGGACGAACACGGCCUCUUCAUCGACAUUCACCCACAAACAGGUGUCCCGCUGAACGUGUCCAUCCGCCUGCAGCUCAACCUCUACAUGAAGACUGUGGCAGGAAUUACAGAAACUGGCCAGAUUUCCGAGGUGGUGAUGCCAAUGAUCUGGUUCGAGGAGAGCGGCUACAUCGACGGCCCGAUCCUCAAAACCUUUCACACGAACCUGGUCAUCCUUCCUACGGUGAUGGAGUCCGUGCAGUACGGCUUCAUCGUCCUCGGCCUGGCAACCGUAUUAAUUGCCAGCCUGAUGUUGCACAGAGAGAAGAAGCGUGUUUCCGGCCCCAGAGAUCAUUUGAGGGGGGUGGACAACCCUGCGGCAUCCCAUAAAGAGCAGAUAAAAGAGUCACAUGACCAUGAAACAAAGGACAAAAGUUUCAUGAAUAAUUCAGAGAAAUAAACACGACGGCUGUGUUGCCUCAUCAAGCACUUCAACCGGAGAGAAAGACCCUCUACUUCAAGACAACAUGGACUGACACACACACACACACACACAUGAACAUAUAUAUACACAAACAUCAUCACACGCACACAGCUGGACUUGUGGACCUCGCAUCAUCCCAGCAUCUUGAACUGAAACACUGUCACUUGGUGCUCUGCUCAGUGUAUUUUGGAAGCGCCGGUGAAUCUUUGCCAUAUUUCGCUGUACUGUAAAAGUUGAUGAAACUCUCGGCCAGAGACUCACGUUCACUUUUGUAAAUGUGUUAAUGUCGCAGCUGCUGAGGGUUGAGACUGUUCGUGUCUCUCUCAGGCAGAGCAGGUGAAGACAUUCUGUCACUUUCAACCACUUUUUUUUGUAUCAAGUAAAACAAAAAACAACUCACUCCUCCAGUUAUGCGUGAAAGACGUUGCCUGGUGGUUUUUGAAGAUCACCAGCUUUGAUCUGAAACACUUUUUAUAGUUUUAUCACUUCAUCAUCAGGAGCAGCAGGAGACGGUCAUCGUGGUGGCUGCUCUUUUUUUUUUUCUCUUUUAAAAGAAAUGUUUCUGUAUCGACAACAAGGGAACUUUCUCUGUCUGUACAGUGUUUUUAAAAACCAACGUGCCUUCGUUCAGGGGAAACAUUUCUGUGUGGGACGAACCUCUCGUGUUUUCACGUGCACUAAAAUGAUCACAGAGAUGAAACUGAAUUUGUUGUCGAGGCUCGAGCGGAGCGAACGCCCUCGUCUUUGUACACUACUGUCCUCUGUAAAGGCCUGACUGGAUAUCUUUAAAUGGAUGUGAGUGAUGUAGUUUUGUGUCAAACGCCUCCUCCUUGUAUUAAAUGAGUGAAUGAAUGAAAAGAAACUAUGUGAAAUAAAUGUGCUUUUGUUUGAAAUUCUA
Acanthopagrus latus (yellowfin seabream) is the source of this 2674-nucleotide messenger RNA. It is a transcript of the gene scarb1, whose product is annotated as scavenger receptor class B, member 1. Gene Ontology annotation, cellular component: cytoplasm; caveola. Gene Ontology annotation, molecular function: lipid binding; scavenger receptor activity; low-density lipoprotein particle binding. The record is from RefSeq and is a predicted model, not a curated record. Lineage: Eukaryota; Metazoa; Chordata; Actinopteri; Spariformes; Sparidae. Gene Ontology annotation, biological process: recognition of apoptotic cell; cholesterol import; cholesterol efflux. The transcript has 14 exons. Bases 223 to 1752 code for a protein of 509 amino acids.